Molecule: messenger RNA, 3847 nt
Organism: Aspergillus steynii IBT 23096
Lineage: Eukaryota; Fungi; Ascomycota; Eurotiomycetes; Eurotiales; Aspergillaceae
Product: Pkinase-domain-containing protein
Exons: 5
Coding region: 291-3716 (1141 amino acids)
Biological process (GO): mitotic cell cycle; regulation of cytokinesis; regulation of protein localization to mitotic spindle pole body
Cellular component (GO): cytoplasm; spindle pole; nucleus
Molecular function (GO): protein binding; ATP binding; protein kinase activity
Source: RefSeq, a predicted model, not a curated record
CCGGGACACAAGACUGCUUGACAGUCUGGUUGGCGUUGGAUGCAUGUCAUUGUUUUUGAGCGUCAUUGUUAUAUCUGUUUUGAUUUCUUCUGGCUAGCACAGGCUCAUCCAUUAUACCCCGUCUUCACCGUCUAGUAUUUUCAGAUUGUAUAUUGCGAAAACUCAUGAUUGUUACGACCGCCUUAAUUUACCCAAAAACUGUCAGCUUGCGCAUCCGGUCCGCCAGCGACAAUUAAUACUCGUGUAUAGCGAAAGCACCGAAGGAUUUCAACGCAGGAGGAAUCGCCAAGAUGGAGGCACUGUCACCGCGGUCAACAAAUCAAAUGAUUAAACCCAAGGUUCCUAUGGAACGGAAGGUGCUCGAUCGGAACGCUGCAGCUGCACAGAAAUCUGCAUCUUCGAAGAACCAUGCGCCACCACCGCCGGCUCUCGUCACAGAACCCACGGAAUAUGGAGAGCGGUACUCAACCGGCGCGUUCCUGGGAAAAGGAGGAUUUGCUAUCUGCUACGAAGGAACAUUGGCGCGCAAUGGUCGGGUCUUCGCGAUGAAGGUUGUGAGGUCGGAAAUGUCACAAAAGAAGAUGCAGGAGAAGUUUCGCACCGAACUUCAAAUCCACUCGAAAAUGCGGCACCCUCAUAUCGUCGGCUUCCAUCGCGCGUUCGCCUUCGACCUGAGCACAUACGUGAUCCUCGAACUUUGCCCCAAUGGGUCGGUUAUGGACAUGGUUAGGAAAAGGAAGUGUCUGAGUUUGCCGGAGGUCCGACGAUUGAUGAUUCAACUUUGCGGUGCGGUGAAAUAUUUGCACAAGCGAAAUGUGGCGCAUCGUGAUCUGAAAAUGGGCAACCUAUUCCUGGAUCAGAACAUGGACAUCAAAGUGGGGGAUUUCGGAUUAGCGGCCAUGAUUGUGUCAGAGCGAGACGAGAAACGGAGACGGACGCUAUGCGGAACGCCCAAUUAUAUCGCACCGGAGGUUCUGGAUAAAACAAAGGGUGGACAUACGCAGAAAGUCGACAUCUGGUCCCUCGGUGUUAUAUGUUUCGCGAUGCUCACGGGCUACCCUCCGUUCCAAUCGAAAACACAGGAAGAAAUAUACAAGAAAGUCAGAAACCUCACAUACGUGUGGCCGAAAGGCCCAGAUUGUGCCAACGACAUCCCGGAGGAGGCGAAAUCGCUAGUCAGUUCUUGUUUGAACUUGGCGGAGGAGGACCGACCCGACCCCGACGAUAUUGUUGAGCAUCCAUUCUUCAGCAUGUACGACGGAUGCAUCCCCCGGAGACUGGAGCCCGAGUGCCGUCUUGCCAAACCUUUCUGGCUUACAUCGGAUGAGCCUCGCGGCGACAAUAUGGUGAUCGGCCACAGCCUGGAGUACGAUGACAAACUGUCGGGUUAUAUAGAUACCAUCGAUGACCCCAGCCAGCGAUACCACAUUUGCAAAGCCGCAUUUUACACGUUCUGCGGUGUUGGGAGGAAGCCGGAUGGGACUGCUCGCAAAGCCGCUGGCAAGCAUGGCUCUAAGUCGGCCUUUGCUGAAUGCUUGGCUGAAGAGGAGAAGGGUCUUCAACCAAUUAUUCCCUUGCCGGAGGAUAUUGUUUACAGCUACCCCCAUGAUCCCGAUGGAGAUUGGAGUGUGCCAGAGCUAAUGCUAACCAAACGUAGAGACUGCUCCUCGCUAGAGAGUACCGUCUUAUCCUCGAAGAGUACCGCAUCGGCGCGCAGCACCACAGUGUCACAAUCACGGACGCAAGCAGCAUUAGCUGCGGCCCAGCAACGUCGACAAGAGUCGCAGAGCCAUGCGGCUACUCUCCGACAGCAGGCGACAGGUCGAGGAUCUGUCAGGAAAGUGCCAACUCUCAGCGACGCGCCGGGCCCAGUACCACGAGCUUUGGAACAUUUGCGUGUGGAUGAUGAUGCGCUGUCGGUGCCGGGUGUGCCAACGGGUGGCCUCGCGGACCGUCCAAUUCGCACGCGCCGGGGCGUGGCUGCGUCCUACUCGGGUUCAACCCGGGGCUCGGAAAGAAACCUGGUACCACAGGUAUCCCGAAUUGCCAGUGAUGCUGCGAUGCUGACGGUUGGAAAGACUCGUUCGCAGUCUCGACGGCUAGAAGCUGCGACCAAGGACGGUCCCGAGCUUCCCUUGCCCAAAGACCGAACCACAACCACAACCACAACGUUAGAUAGUGUUCCCAUACGACCACGACCUGCGUCAAUUCGUCUUGCCCCCAAGGUGGAGAAGCCGGAGACCGUGAAGCCGGAGAUCGUGAAACCGGUCGAGACAUAUAAGCCCGAACCGCGACCUGUCCCAGCUGAAGAGAGCCACCGUCCACGGCCGGAGCCACAACCUCAAGGUUUACCUCGAACCGGUAGUAAGACGUCAGUGUCUUCCGGUAGUAAACCUCGGUCAUCCCUCGGAACGAACCCCCUUUUCCAUCGCGAUGAUCCGUGUGAAUCCCUCCCGGGGACGUCGAUCGCGGAUAUCAAUGCGGACCUACGACACAUGCUUUCAAACCUAGUGCCGAAUUCAUCCUCCCGACGCCGCGCAGUCGCCAGGAGGGAACCGCACGCAUACGUCAUCAAAUGGGUCGAUUACACCAACCGAUAUGGCAUUGGCUAUGUCCUGGACGACGGGAGUGUAGGGUGCGUUUUUAGAGCCGGAAACGGCAAUCCAGCUACCGGCGUUGUGGUGCGUGAAGGGGAGAAGCACAUCCGUCGCAAGGCGCGCAGCCACGAGAAACGCGAGGGAGACACAUUCUCCUAUGCCGAGGCGGACCAGCUCGUGCCUCGUUACGGGAGACCGGUCGAGUUUUACGAGAACUGUGAUAACGAUGCAUCCGGCUUCCACGGGGGUGUACGACGCGCAGCAGUCUCCCCUUCGCUAUUUGAAGUCAAGCCAUCGUCCAAUGGCUCCUCCAGUUCGGGUGUAAAGGUCCGCACCAAUUCUGGGAUUGAGUGUGCACGAGCCGACGCCGAGAAAAUCAAGCGAGUCAAAUUGGUUGAUCAGUUUGGAAAGUACAUGAUCGGAUCUCUGGGCCGCCAUGGCGACGAGGCAUUCCUUGAAGAUCAGGCGCCAACCCGGGACCAAGGGCAGUUCAUCAAGUACUACCAGCGCCUGGGUAACGUAGGUGUGUGGGGAUUUGGGGAUGGUGCUCUGCAGUUUAACUUCCCUGACCACACGAAACUUGUUAUCUCACCGGGUCGCACCAGGAGCUCUUCCCCCUGGAUCGACUUCUACCACCUGUCGCCUUCGGCAGCUCGCUACUUGAGCGCCAAAGGAAAGAUGCAUCCGGCUGGAUUCGACACGCGGGCGGUAGCGUCGGACGAGAUAGGAACCUUCUUAAGCAUUGCGUACGGCGCGACAGCGAGCCCGAUGGAUGAGCGCAUUCGAGACAUUCUAGACGCCAACUCUUUCCUUCAAAAGAUCGGUUUCUUAAAAGAUGUCCUCAAAGGAUGGAUUAAACACGGGCGAAUCGGCGGCCGCCCGUUCGACAAAUCUCUAGGAGCGGAAGGAGGGCUCCGAUCGCUUGACAUGUUCUGGGAGGGAGCCCAAGAGAGGGCACACGGGUGUAAAUUUGUCUGGGUCACAGUGGGGGCGCCUGGGGGAGACGGCGAGUACCGAUCCAUCACGCUCAGGGAGAAGGACAAGAAGGUCGAGGCAACCCACGAGCAGGAGAUGGGGAUGCUGAAGGAGCGGUUGCGAAUGCUGGGGCCACCGUCUUAGUCGACGGUCUCCGGGUCUUUUACGAUGUUAUGAUCUUACUGUUUCGAUUCAUUGCAAUGGUCGUUUUGGUGUGAUUCUUGUGCAUAUCCCCUUGCAUUUUCUGCGUUUGAUUUAUUGCAUGAUCAGUUGCA